Molecule: messenger RNA, 1995 nt
Organism: Cooperia oncophora
Lineage: Eukaryota; Metazoa; Nematoda; Chromadorea; Rhabditida; Trichostrongylidae
Source: the annotation of a GenBank genome assembly
AUGGAACGAAGUGCGGCGUUUUCUCGUGAGAAACCAGGCACCGAGAAGACUUUUGAUCAGGCUAAGCAAUUCAUCGAAGCUGAGUUGUCACUUAUUGGAAGCUCUUACGAAGCAGAGCAGAUGUGCCAGUCGCUCAAAGAUCAGAGAAGGCAGCUUGGACGAAAGAAGGCUCGUCUGCUAAUUCAACGGGAACGCUAUGUUUCUCUUGAAGAGCCACUUAAGAAGAGGCGUUCUACUGAGGAAGGAUCCGCCCUUUCUGCUGAGGAUUGUGAAGCGUUGAGAAAGAUUGACGAAGAUUUAGAGAAAAUUGACCAUCAACAAAUGCUGUGUAGCGAUGAGCUGAACAAACUCCAAAGAGGUUGUGGUUCCAUUGAUGUGGACAGCAGAGCAGAGUCCAGAUGGAAGGAUCUUCUCACCCUCAGUUCUGCACGCGUCUACCUGAAAGCGUUGUUCGAACAAAAAGACCACGACGAAGAGUUAGGAAUGCUGAAGGAAAAACAUCGGAAGAUUCUGAUGGAAUAUGAAAAUCAGAGAGCACAUGCGGAAAUGCAGUACAUGAAUUUGGUGACUUUGGUGAGCACCUCUAAAGUCAUUGAUAGCACUGCCGUCGAAGAAAUGAAGAAGUUACAUGACGAUAUUGAGCGAAUGCGUGAGAUUAAAGGAGAUUUGAAGAAGCCAAAGCGGCGUACAGCAUUUUUUGCCCUGUUCUGUAGUUGUUCUUCAUUCUUUAGACUGGCUUUGGGACGUUCGCGGUCAUCAUCGUGCAUGGAACGCAUGAGCCCAGUUACCCUAACAACUGAAGAGGAACGCCGCACACGCUCUUCUCGUCAUGUGCUCAGGGACAGAUUUGGAAAUGUCAAAAAUCCUAUCAAGGAGGUAGAACCUGGCUCAGAGGAAGAUGAUAGCAUGUUAGACGUCUCUUCUAUUCACGCUAGGAGAACGACAAGUCGGAAAAGGAGAACGAGAGUGGUGUACAAUGCCAUGGACCAAACCUUUGUUGUGAGUGAAUCCGUGGGGAGUUCAGAAUGCGGGGAUUCCAGAAGUGCGGUGAGUGAAGUUUCUGAGCAAUGUGUAACUACGGUGAUGUGGGGAAUCCUGCGAGAAGAGCUACCUUGGUGUCCGGGCUUGUUCCUCAUAUCGAUGUCACACUUGGUCCUUUACCAUCGUCCUGAAGCGCUGACAUGCAGACUUCGACUCCUGUAUAUAAAUGGAUACAGACAACCGGAAGUCCUUUCCGGCUUGGACACCCCCGGAAAUUAUAGCAGCUUACUCGGAGAAGGGUUGGUAGUCAUCGAUGAGCUGCACAUGGUCUACGACUCAUCGCGGGGAAGUGUUCUAGAGUCGCUAUGUGCGAAAAUCAUGCUGUGGAAUUCACGCUUGGCUCAGUUCAAGAAGCGAAUGAAUGAAAUGAAGAAAUUGGAAAAGCAAAAGCAGCAAAGCGAAGAAAUGCAGAAGCGAAUGCAAGCUGAAAUCGCAGCUCUGAAACAGGCGAAGGUACGAAUGGUGAAACAGCAGAAGGAAGAAGCGGAGAAGUAUCGGCAGUGGAAGCUGAAACAUGAUAGAGAAUUGAUUCAAGUGAAACAGAAGGAACGUAAAAGAGAUUUUGAAGCAGCUCGUGAAAAAAGGGCACAUGAUCAGCAAAUGCUCGUGUGUAAGCAGAAGCUGGAGGAGGCAAAGAAUGUUAACAAGCGCCUGCUGGCUCAAAUGGAACGAAGUGCGGCGUUUUCUCGUGAGAAACCAGGCACCGAGAAGACUUUUGAUCAGGCUAAGCAAUUCAUCGAAGCUGAGUUGUCACUUAUUGGAAGCUCUUACGAAGCAGAGCAGAUGUGCCAGUCGCUCAAAGAUCAGAGAAGGCAGCUUGGACGAAAGAAGGCUCGUCUGCUAAUUCAACGGGAACGCUAUGUUUCUCUUGAAGAGCCACUUAAGAAGAGGCGUUCUACCGAGGAAGGAUCCGCCCUUUCUGCUGAGGAUUGCGAGGCGUUGAGGAAAGAUUGA